AUGGCAAUCCAAGAGCAAGGACCCCUCCUCCCCGUCAUCAUCGUUGGCGCGGGCGUCAGCGGCCUGCUGCUCGCGCAGUACCUACGCAAAACCAACAUCCCCUACCGCAUCUACGAGCGCGACACGGACCUCACGACACGCGGCGUCGGCUGGGGCUUGACGCUGCACUGGUCUCUGCCGGCGCUGCGAUCCCUGCUGCCGGACAACCUCGUCGCGCGGCUGCCCGAGGCCUACGUCGACCGGGCCGCCGUCGAGAGGGGCGAGGCCUCGGCGUUCCCCUUCUUUGACCUGAGCACCGCCGAGCUCAAGGGUGCUAGCCCACGCGCCCCGGAGAGUCUGAGGAUCAGGGUCACGAGGGAGAGGUUGCGGCGUUUGGUGGCUACGGAUAUCGACAUUCAGUGGGGGAAGGGCUUCACGAGAUUCGAAGAAAAUGAAACCGGCGUCGUUGUCUCCUUUGACGACGGCUCUUCGGUGGCUGGUCGCGUGCUCGUCGCCUGCGACGGGGGCCCUUCCCGUGCUCGGCGCCAGCUCUUCCCGGAACAGCACGAGAGACACCGGAUUCCGGUCCGGCUACUUGGCCUCAAGUUGCAGUUGACUCCCGAAGAGAUAGAGCCGAUCCGGAAGCUCGACCCUUUUUUCCUACAAGGCGCAUCGUCUCGGAACGAUACGUUUCUCUAUCUCAGCGUGCUCGACGCCCCCAGAAACAACGAGGACAGCACGGGCACGUACAGCUGCCAGCUGUGCAUCUCGUGGCCGGAUCGCUCCGGCUUCCUGGGCAAGCCGGAGCCGACCUGCUAUCCGUUGACGGACGCCGGCAAGGUCGAGCUCAUCAAGUCGUUUGCCCAAGGGUGGUCGGAGCCGUUUCGUUCCCUUGCUCUUGGCAUUCCCGCUGACACUGACGUGAAACACCUCGACCUCUACGAUUUCCCUCCGCCGAAAGGGUUGAGGUCCAAGGGCAGGGUUGUGCUGAUGGGCGAUGCCUUUCAUGCCAUGGCGAUGUACAGAGGCGAGGGUGCCAACCACGCCAUCCUCGACGUUCUCGACUUUGCAGAGACUGUGGCGCCCAAGUUGAGCGCUAGCAACAGUACAUGUAACUUUGCGGACCUGCGAGCCGCCCUCGACAUCUACGAAAAUGCUGUCGUCUCCAGAGCCCGACCCGGCGUGCUAGCGUCGCGGCGGGCAUGCAUGGAUGCGCACGACUGGCCCAAGAUUAGCUCUACGAGCCCUCUUCUCAGCAAGCGGGAGAUGAAGCUUCAGUUUGAUGAAGAGUAA
Molecule: messenger RNA, 1272 nt
Organism: Colletotrichum orchidophilum
Lineage: Eukaryota; Fungi; Ascomycota; Sordariomycetes; Glomerellales; Glomerellaceae
Product: FAD binding domain-containing protein
Exons: 4
Coding region: 1-1272 (423 amino acids)
Molecular function (GO): FAD binding
Source: RefSeq, a predicted model, not a curated record